Messenger RNA from Galleria mellonella (greater wax moth), 7778 nucleotides. RefSeq names its product tight junction protein ZO-1-like (gene pyd). The record is from RefSeq and is a predicted model, not a curated record. Gene Ontology annotation, molecular function: cell adhesion molecule binding. Gene Ontology annotation, cellular component: bicellular tight junction; plasma membrane. Gene Ontology annotation, biological process: protein localization to cell-cell junction; cell-cell junction organization; cell-cell adhesion. Lineage: Eukaryota; Metazoa; Arthropoda; Insecta; Lepidoptera; Pyralidae.
GCCUUUGCCCGCUCAGUUGAACGAUGGCUGCGGUGAGUGAUGUUUGUGCCGGCCUUAUUCGGCACAAAACUAUUUUACUACGAGAAAUAUGCGAUACGAACAUAUUAGAUGUUUUAGUGAAGAAAGGUAUAUUCAAUGUCGGCGACCUUGAGCUGAUAACGAGUGCGCCUGAUAGUGAAAAGUGCAAUUACUUCGUUGAAGUUGUUAGUAAACAAAGUGGUGUAAAGUUGGUGGAAUUGUGUAGUGUUUUAGACAAGGAGUGCCCCAAACUAUCGAAGGAGCUGAAGAAUGACAGGCACAGAUUUAUAGUCAACGGAUUCCACUCACUAGACAGCGCCAAAGAAAACAUGGUGAUGAGCCAUAAUUUACAUAGAGAAUCUCCCCGAUCACGUCGUUCGGUGUCGCAAUGUUCCUGCAACAGUAUAUCCAGGAGGUCCUCAGCGGCGGCCUCACCGAUGAUCCUACCGCCGCUCAACAACACCAUGGAGAUGUACGUCGAACCAGUCGUCGAAGAUACGUCAGAGCGCAAUGCUGGCUGGGAGACGCAUCGGGUGCGACUAAACCGCGUCCCGGGGUACGGGUUCGGUAUAGCUGUGUCCGGUGGCAGGGACAACCCACACUUUGCCAGUGGAGAUCCCUCUAUCGCUGUGUCAGAUGUACUACGCGGCGGACCUGCCGAGGAUAAAUUGCAAGUAAACGAUAGAAUAUCCUCAGUCAAUGGAGUACCAUUAGAGAAUGUGGAGUACGCUCGCGCGGUUCAGGUGUUGCGGGACUCAGGAGCAACAGUCUCUUUGGUGGUACGAAGGCGAGCGCCUGCACCGCCGUCCACUUCUUCUACAGCCAUCAAGCUAGCGCUGACUAGGAAUGGAAAGAAAGAAGAUUUUGGCAUCGUCUUAGGAUGCAAAUUAUACGUCAAGGAGUUGACGAUGAGAGCGCGGGAACAGGUCAACCAAGCGGGGCAGAGUCUCUGCGAAGGCGACGUGGUAACACGAAUAAACAACACCGCCGUUACUGACGCCAUGACGCUAAAGGAGGCAAGGAAACUGAUAGAGUCCUGCAAGGAUCGGUUAAACCUGGUAGUCACGAGGGAACUGAUCAGGGAGGAGACUGUCACCAACGGGAACUUUCAGAACAAUUAUAAUAGUUUAGAGGCCAGUUCGCAUAAUGUAUACAGCAGCGGUACGGAGCCGAUGUCAUCAGCUUACUCGAGUAGCGGACAGAAUCUGUAUGUAGCGGCGCCAGUGCGGACAGACCGCCGAGCCGCGCCUGAGCUCGACCAGCCGCCGCGACCGCCGCCGCCGCGCUCUGAAGAUUAUUACAGUAGCAGAAGACAGUUAUAUGAAGAUGAAGGAAUGAAUAAUCAAAGAAGUAAACCACCGAGCGAGCCGAGGCUGAUCAGCUUCCAGAAAGAAGGGUCUGUAGGGCUCCGGUUGUGUGGCGGCAACCGCUCCGGGGUUUUCGUGUCUGGAGUCCAGCCUACCAGCCCUGCAGCAUUACAAGGCUUACAGCCCGCUGACAAAAUAUUAAAGGUAAACGAUAUGGAAAUGAAGGGCGUAACGCGUGAGGAAGCCGUUUUGUUCCUGUUGAGUCUACAAGAGCGCAUCGAUUUAAUAGUACAGCACUCACCAGACGAAUAUAAUGCGGUGGCUAGCGGGCAAAUACCUGGCGACUCCUUCCACAUAAAGACCCAUUUCCACUACACCGAGCCGACGGACAACGAGAUGUCGUUCCGGUGCGGCGAUGUCUUCCACGUGGUGGACACUUUACAUAACGGAACUGUUGGUGCUUGGCAGGUCUUCAGGAUAGGUCGUAACAACCAAGAGGUACAAAAAGGCACGAUACCGAACAAGGCUCGUGCCGAGGAACUGGCGACGGCGCAGUUCAACGCGACCAAGAAGGAGAUGUCGGGCAACGACGGCAAACACAACUUCUUCAGGCGGCGGCGAUCAACGCAUAGGCGUAGCAAGAGUCUUGGGAAGGAGCACUGGGACGAGGUGGUGCUAUCCGACAGUAUCAGCAAGUUCCCCGCGUACGAGCGCGUCGUGCUGAAGCAGCCGGGCUUCGUGCGGCCCGUGAUCGUGCUUGGCGCGGUGGCGGACGUCGCCCGCGAACGAUUGCUAGCUGACAGCCCUGACAAGUUCGCCUCGCCCAAAAUGGACAACACAUUAGAAGACAGUAAAACGAAAUCGGCCGGUAUUAUCCGUCUGUCGAGUAUCAGGACGAUCAUGGAGCGAGGUAAACACGCCCUCCUGGACAUCACACCUAACGCCGUGGAUAGGCUCAACUAUGCCCAAUUUUACCCCAUCGUCAUAUUUCUGAAGGCCGAUAACAAGCAUAUCAUUAAGCAGUUGAGAGCUGGCCUGCCAAAAUCCGCCCAUAAAUCGUCAAAGAAGCUUCUAGAACAGUGCCAACACAUGGAACGCGUGUGGGGGCACGUGUUCACGCACACUAUCACACUGAGCGAAGCCAACCAGAACACGUGGUUCAACAAACUGUUAGAACUAGUGCAAAGAACGCAGCAGCAACAGCUUUGGGUGUCGGAGACUAAGAGACCCGAGCCGUUGUCCGACGACUUCUUGUUCUCAAUGACAUCGAGUACAGAGAACAGAUUGUCAUACGCUUCGAGUCCCGAGAGCGACCUGGAAGUCAGUCCACCGCCAGCUCCAAGAUUAGUCAAGUCUUCUUCAGACCCCUCGAUAGCAACCACACAGGACAAUAUGGACCGGGACGAUGACAUAAACCACAUGGCUGAUGCUGUCCCGCCUCCGUACACGCAAGGCGGUUAUGGCGAUAGUAAAUAUGGCUUCUCAGCGAACACUAAUGGCACGAAUAACCACAAUCAAAAUCAACACAUGGGCGUGAAUGACGCACCGCCGUACCAAUGCAAUCCUAUGACGCACUCGCCACCGCACUCACCGUUGUACGGCACUGUGCCGGAGUUACCUCCGCGGGGGACGGUGAGCAGGCCGGCUGGCGGGGUACUGUUGCCAGCGCCCCCGCCCGGCCGUCCUCCGCACACUCUCAGACACAACCCACCUAACCGUCCAAGUGCACAAGAGCGUCUAUUUGGACCACCCAAAGAGGGAAGCGAUGAAGCCCCCACGUACACCGCUCGUCCCACCAGUAUGAUUAUUCAGCCUACGCAAGGACAAGGAUCAUUGGAUAGACAUAGGCAUCCUUCUAAUCCGCAAAGUUCGUAUGAUGGCACGCCGUCCUAUGAAUACAAUGGCAACAAUGGAAUGGGCAUGGGACGCUUGCCACCUAACGCACCUGACGACCUGAAGGUGGCGCCACCGACUGGCAAAAUGGAACCGCCCCCACCACAAAAUCCAGCAAAUAUGGCAACACAAAGUCCGCAACGAAACUCCAAUUCUCACGAGCACAAUUCUCUAGAUUAUAGGAAUUCAGAGAACAGUUACAGGUCACCGGAGGCCUACAGAAGUCCCCAGACGAAUCGACCUCCACCUAUGAAUGGAAACAGUCCGCAUACGCCUAUACACGCGCGUGGACCAUCACUACCCAAUGUACCAACCAACGAUCAUGCAAAGUACAGCGGGCGAACGAAUUCGGCGUCGCAAGCAGACUACAGCGGACGAGGUGGGGCCCCGGUACCCCCAUACAAACCAGUACCACCGCCGAAGCCCAAACACUAUAGGCCACCAGACAACCAACACCAUCCUAGGAAUGGGAAUAUGGAACCCCCACCAAAUCCGGGCGGGCAAAUGGGCCCCGGGUCACCGCACCAGGCCGCGCAGGCCGCGCAGGCCGCACAAGCAGCACAGGCAGCGCAGGCAGCACAGGCCGCGCAGGCGGCGCGCGGCUACGGCCAACCGCCACACUACUCGCACCAACACUCUCACUCGCAACCGGCACAUCGUCCCUCUCACUCGCACAGUAACUACCAGCAGCAAAAUAUGUAUGGUGGUCAGAUGCCUCCGCAGUCACCGCCUUACUCCGGCCCGCCGUCACAUCAUCGCGCCAUAAACCUGCCACACAAUCCACAUCUCAUUGAUUUAGCUGGUAGCAGAGAACAACGCGGUUCAGCUUUUGAAUUAUACAGAAAACCACAACACAUGCAUAACUUGAGUUCGUCCGAUGUCGUGAACUCGAGUGUGGAGCGCGACGAGACAUUUUCGCCAAAAACUAAAAAGAAAUUAUCCAAAAAGCCAUCGUUCAUUAAAAAUGCAGUAUUAGAUCUUUUCCGUUCGAAAACGAAAAAUUCGCAAAAAGUGUCUCGACAGAAGUCACUGUGCGAAAGUGACUUGCAACAGAGACCAAUCUAUCAAGCUCCUAUGCUCAGGAGAGAGAAGUCAGACCUGGGCGAUUUGAGCAUACAUAUGAGAAAUACGCAAAUCCGAAAUCAAAUGUUGCAAAGAAGUAACUCGUCAUCUUGUGAGAAGCCCGUUCUAAAGCCUAUUUUGAAAAGACAAAGUUCGUUUUGUGAUGACAGAAAUGGAUCCAUAUGUACAGUUAGAGAUUACGACGCCAAGCCUGUCAUCAAAAAUCUGAGGAGACAAAAUUCUAUGUGCGAAAUUGAAACCGAACCUAAAGUUACCCCAUUGUUACGCAGACAGAAUUCUCUCAUUGAUUAUAAUAGGCGAGGAAUUUAUGGCCAAACAUCCAGCUUUAAUAUGAUUACCAAAAUAGAUCCUAUUUACCAAAGACAACAGCAAAUAAAACACGAACCAUUUCAUCCUACACAACCACUACCUCCAGAACCAAUAUACCAAAGUAAAGAUCAUAUUAUUUACGACCCUAUUCCAAAGCCAAGAAGAACUUACACUUCCGUAUAUGAUACAUCUAGUGAAAAUCCAUAUGCAAGUAGGUCUGAAGUAUCCAUUCACAGUUAUGAAAACCCUUACGGGAAUCCCCAGACCAUGGCUAUGCCUUUACUAGAUCCUCCUUAUGCUACUAAAGCUGAAUGUGUAAGGGAAAGUCCUUAUGCGACAAGACAUGAGAUGAAAACAGAAAGUCCAUAUGCAACUAAACAAGAAGUGAUAAGACAUUCUGAAUCUUUUUACAGUGAAUCGCCAUAUUCUAGUAAAGAACAAAUGAUACGGCAAAGAAAUAUAUCUGAAAGUCCGUAUUCAACAAAAGAAGAAAUGUUACGGCAAAGAUUUUCAGAAUCACCUUAUAACACAAAAGAUGAAUUAUUGAAACAACGAAUGGAUGGUUCUUUUACAUGUAAAGAACCUAUUUAUGGUAGAAAAACUUAUGAUCCACCACCUAGUACAUCGUGGUCUGAAAAUUCUUAUGCUAUAAGACCUGAUAGAAGGGUGCAAACUCCUAUUAAUUUCCCUGGUAGAAUUUCGCCUAUGAGUAAAUGUAUGAGUGAGCCUCCAUAUGCUACAAGGACUGAAAUGCUAGAAAGGAUAAGCCAGACAGAAUCUCCAUAUGCCACCAGAUCUGAAGUGAAAUCAAGUUGUUCUGAUACUCAAUAUAAUACUUCAAAUGAAAUGUCUGAAUUCAGACAUGAAAUACGACCGGCAUCAGCAGAAUGCACAUAUGUAUCAAAACAAGAAAUUUUAUCACAAAAGGCAGCUCUAUUAGCUAGCAAAGAAUCUAGUUACGGUAUUAGAUUAGAAGAAAAAUUGGAAAUAAUAAAACAAAGAAAUCAAGCAAAAAAAGAUAUGAUAUAUCAGACGCGUAAAGAAUCUAAUGAAAGUGAUGCAGCAAAAAUAAGAGAACCACUAUACGUUUCAAAAAGGGAAUUAAAAGACAGUGUUAUUUACGAAUCCCACCAGGAAACAAAAGAACCACCCCAAGUAGUUGAUCAGGACAGUAGUGAAAGAAGUAGCCCCUAUGAAUUAAGCGAUGCUAAUCACUUAUCACGAAGAGAACCAAUAUAUCAAUCAAAAUCAGAAUUGCAAAAUAAAACGCCGUUAUUAGAAAAGGAAACAUUCCAAGAGAUUGACUUCUCAAAAUUAAGAUUAACCGAUUCUAAAACUGAUGCGGAAAAAGAAAAAUCCCUAAAUAACGAUGCAAACGUUUUGAAAGGUGAACCGAUGUAUGCACCAAGGUUACACGGUAAGGCAGAUCACAUUUCUAAUGCUCUAAAGGUGACUACUUCUCCUGUUCCUUAUGAAUCUACUACAUCAAUGGAGACCCAUUAUGCUUCUGAAUGUAGCAUGAAUUUUGAAAAUAAACCACAGAGUACUCCAUAUACAUCGCAGGAUUUAAAUGAAAGAUCUUCCAAAUCUAAUAGAACUGUAACUUUUUGUGAUAAAAUUAUUGAAAAAAGUCCAGAGGUUAGCCAAGACAAUUCUGAAAAUAUGUCUAAUAGUCAGAACGACACCACAGUUAUCAAUCAGAAUAUAACUGUACAGGCAGCUACAUCUGAAGAAAAAGAACCUGAUAACAAAACAGAUGACGUUGAACCCGACGGGCCGCAUACUACUUGGGGCAUAUUUGAUAGUGAAGGUGGGGUAUUAGAAGACAGACAAUGGGGCGUAUCUUUAAUUAUACCCCCUAAAGCGAUUGCUCCAGGGAUCAAGCAAAAGAUAUAUUUUACGGUGUCAGAUCCAAGGCUCAGCCAGCGAGUGGGGGGACCUCCGAUCGAUAUGGACAACGGUGAAGCGAUGCUGUCCCCACUGGUUAUGUGUGGCCCGCAAGGUCUGGUAUUCCUAAGACCUGUAACCCUUCGCCUGCCGCACUGUGCCAACGCCGUGCCUUCCCUGGGAUUGACCAUCAAGGCCACUGACACUGAGGCACAUCUUAGCACCGACUGGGAUCAAAUACAUCUGCCCGCUACCACAACAUUAAACACAGUCGCUGUUAAAGUCGAUCACUUUUAAUAUUGUAUUAAACCUUAAAUUUUAUAUUGGCGAAAUUUUAAAUUAUAGUGUAUUAAGAAUGUACUAAGAAAUGAAAUUAUUAUAAAAUAAAAUUUCAAACUCUUUUGACUGAAUAAUUAGUACAGUGUUAUUAGUUCGUAUCUUUUUGGUAUCGUUCAUUGUAAGUACUAGUAAAAUGAUUUGUCUUUAAGAAAUUUGAAGACAACUUAACAUUUUUACAAUAUGUUUUUUGCAUGAUUACGUAAAAAAUAUUUAAAAAAAAAAAAUGUGAUUUGAUUAAAACAAUAUAAGGCAUUGGUAUGGUAACAAUUAUUCCAGGUUCUUAUUUUAAAUAUAGCCUUGAUACCCACCUAGAUAUAUGAAUUAAAUAUUUUGCCUUUGGUAAGUUAGUGGUGCUAAUCAAUAAUACAAUAUACAUAUUAUGCAAAAGUAAUAUUAAAUUAAAUACGUACAUUUUUAGGAAUCUCAGUGAGCUUUGUACCACGGUUACGUUUUGUAGUAAAGAAUAGGUGAAAUGAAGGUUUUUGAAUGAACCAUAAUGUUAUGCUUUGCCAGAAGAAUUAUUUUAAGAAAUACCAUAACUUAGACGUACGGAUAUAGUUUUAGUGAUGUUCAUAUAUUAUUAUGUUAUUUAAAUGCAUUGCGCAUUAAAUUUAGGAAAUGUGUACGUAUUGGAACGUUAGGAAUUUAAUAAAAUUCGAUAUUUUUGUAAUUUGGCUUCCGUAGGUAUAAAAUUGUAUUGUUGCUAUAUUAUAUAAUAUAAUGAUGUAUUGUAUAUUAAUUUUAAUUGGUAUUUACUGUUAUUUUAAAAUUACAUCAAUCAAUGCUAAUUUUAUGUCUGCACUAUCUUUCGAAUCGGUUUAUAUUACUCAUACUGUACCUAUCUACCCUCAAUAUUGCUGGUGUUGUAUAUUUUUUUUUUUGUUAUUUGCAAUAUCGUGAGUCAACUUUUUGACUCGAUAAUUAAAUUUUAUAUCCAAUGAA